This is a messenger RNA of Aspergillus fijiensis CBS 313.89, 360 nucleotides long. RefSeq lists its product as uncharacterized. Lineage: Eukaryota; Fungi; Ascomycota; Eurotiomycetes; Eurotiales; Aspergillaceae. Gene Ontology annotation, molecular function: nucleic acid binding; zinc ion binding. The record is from RefSeq and is a predicted model, not a curated record. Bases 1 to 360 code for a protein of 119 amino acids. The transcript has 3 exons.
AUGGCCCCCCGCGCCCCAGACGCCCCCCCUGGCCGCCGCAGCAGCGGCGGCAGCGGCACCAGCAGACGCAGCAGCAACAACAACAACAACAACAACAACCCCAGCAAAGAGGAGAAGAAGGUCCUCAAACGCAAGCGUUUAUGUUAUUAUUGCGGUUUGCCCGGCCAUAUCAAGCGGGACUGUCCUCCAUAUCAUCGCUACUUGGCUCAAUGCGAGCUUGGAAGGCAGAUAGCGGAACGACAAUACCAAGAGCGCCAGCAGCGGCGGCAGCAGCAGCAACAGCAGCAACAGCAACAGCAGCAGCAGCAGGAACAGGAGCAGGAGCAGCAGGAGAAGCAGCAGCAGCAGCAGCAGCAGUAG